GCCCUCCGAUUGCGGGCUCCGACGAACGGACGUUUCUUCGGCGGACUUCUUCCUCCUCAAAAACAUUCGCCAUGGCUGCUGCUCGCACGCUUCGCAUAGGUCUCAUUCCCGGUGAUGGUAUCGGACGGGAGGUUAUUCCGGCCGGUAGAAGGAUCCUGGAAUCUCUUCCUUCUUCCCUCAACCUGAAGUUCAGCUUCGUCGACUUGGAUGCGGGUUAUGACACCUUCAGGACCACCGGAACUGCGCUGCCCGAUAAGACCGUGGAUACUCUGAAAAAGGAGUGUGAUGGAGCUCUGUUUGGUGCUGUCAGCUCCCCGAGCACCAAGGUCGCCGGCUACUCGUCUCCGAUUGUCGCUCUCCGCAAGAAACUAGACCUCUAUGCCAACGUCCGACCGGUCAAGUCAACCACCGGUGGCAGCCACGGUAACCCCAUCGACCUGGUUAUCGUGCGUGAGAAUACCGAGGAUCUGUAUGUGAAGGAGGAGCAGAGCAAGGAUACCCCCAAUGGCAAGGUAGCCGAGGCGAUUAAACGAAUCUCCGAGAGUGCGUCAUCGCGCAUUUCUACUAUCGCCGGCGAGAUCGCCCUGCGCCGUCAGAAGAUCCGGGACGUGGCGUCCGCGCCCGCCCUUCGUACCAACCCUAUGGUGACCAUCACCCACAAGUCCAACGUGCUGUCGCAGACGGACGGUCUGUUCCGUGAGACGGCCCGUAAGGCCCUGGCCGCCCAGCGCUUCUCCUCCGUUGAGGUGGAAGAGCAGAUCGUCGACUCUAUGGUUUACAAGCUCUUCCGCCAACCCGAGUACUACGAUGUGAUUGUUGCUCCCAACCUCUACGGUGAUAUCCUGUCUGACGGCGCCGCCGCUCUAGUCGGCAGUCUGGGCCUGGUCCCCAGCGCCAAUGUCGGUGACGGCUUCGCUAUCGGAGAGCCCUGCCAUGGCAGUGCCCCUGACAUCGAGGGCAAAGGUAUUGCCAACCCUAUCGCCACGUUGCGCAGUGUGGCGCUGAUGCUGGAAUUCUUGGGUGAGGAGAGCGCUGCGGCCAAGAUCUACACGGCGGUCGAUGGCAACCUGGACGAGGGCAAGUACCUUUCCCCUGACAUGGGCGGUAAGGCCAGCACUCAGGAGGUGCUGAAUGACGUGCUGAAGAGACUGUAAGGAGACGGAAGUCCGAUAUAGAGAGUAGAUAAAAAUGUAUCAAGUAUCAAUGCACACCAAGUCCUAAUUUAUGAUUAUGAUCCGACCACACUAA
Aspergillus melleus is the source of this 1248-nucleotide messenger RNA. It is a transcript of the gene lysB, whose product is annotated as homoisocitrate dehydrogenase lysB. Bases 72 to 1154 code for a protein of 360 amino acids. The record is from RefSeq and is a predicted model, not a curated record. NCBI's taxonomy places the organism in Eukaryota, Fungi, Ascomycota, Eurotiomycetes, Eurotiales, Aspergillaceae. Gene Ontology annotation, cellular component: mitochondrion. The transcript is spliced from 4 exons. Gene Ontology annotation, molecular function: magnesium ion binding; NAD binding; isocitrate dehydrogenase (NAD+) activity. Gene Ontology annotation, biological process: isocitrate metabolic process; tricarboxylic acid cycle.